AUGACAUUAGUACAAUUUGUUUUUUAUGUGGGUUGGAUGAAAGCCGCUGAAGUUCUCUUAAAUCCAUUGGGUGAAGACGAUGACGAUUUUGAAGGAAAUUUUCUUAUCGAUAAAAAUUUAGCUACAGCGCUAUGCGUUGUUGACGAUUGCCGCGACGAUGUGCCAGAUAUAAAAGCCGAUCAGUUUUGGAAAACCGGACAAGUUGAUCAAAUAUAUUCGCAAAUAUCAGUUAAUGAUGAGAUUCAUCCAUUGGUUGGCUCAGCUGUUAAUGCGAGGCUCGAUUUUUAA
Molecule: messenger RNA, 288 nt
Organism: Dracunculus medinensis (Guinea worm)
Lineage: Eukaryota; Metazoa; Nematoda; Chromadorea; Rhabditida; Dracunculidae
Source: the annotation of a GenBank genome assembly